Drosophila montana is the source of this 913-nucleotide messenger RNA. It is a transcript of the gene mip40, whose product is annotated as Myb-interacting protein 40. The record is from RefSeq and is a predicted model, not a curated record. The transcript has a single exon. Lineage: Eukaryota; Metazoa; Arthropoda; Insecta; Diptera; Drosophilidae. Gene Ontology annotation, cellular component: transcription repressor complex; Myb complex. Gene Ontology annotation, biological process: negative regulation of transcription by RNA polymerase II. Bases 82 to 879 code for a protein of 265 amino acids.
AUCACUAACGCUUUUGACAUUCACUGCGUUUACAUUUGAAAAUUUGAAAGAAUCAUAAAAAAUAAUUAAGGAAGCAUUGGCAUGAAAGUGACGCCAAAGAAAAUACGCGGCGCUGCUGCGGAGUCAUCACUGCGUCCGCGGGAAUCCCGUAAAGAAGUGCCAAAGGAUGAAUCAGAAGCUCCACUACCGAUGCUGCAAAUCGACGACGACAUUGAAUCCGAGCUGCCGAUACGGGGACGUCCCUCCAAGAAGCUACUCUUGCAAAAGCAGCAACAGCGCGCCCAGUUGAAUGCUAAACAACAACCAGAAUUAAAAACCACAUCGACAUCAACAACGGCAGCUGCUGCGCUAGCAACUGGUUCAGGGCGUUCCAAAGCAAAGCGCUCGCUCUACAAAAAAAACGGCAAUAAUGCAGCACAAAAAUCCCACAGCGAAUCCUACGUGAUGCGUUUGUUUGAGCGGAGCUUAGACCUGUCCAAGUAUAAGGACAAGACGCCGCUCUACCCGAUAUGCCGCGCCUGGAUGGCCAACCAGCCGCGCAAUCCAGCCGUGGCCAUUUAUAACACAGAUGGUACUAAUCCAACAGUCAAACGUGAGGACGACGCGGAGGAGAUUCUGGCGAAACUGCUGAGCGGCGAACUGAAAGUCUUAAAGGAGAUGCCACAGGCACGCAAAACAGAUUUGCCGAUAAUUCCGCCUCGCCUGCAGCAAACCCAGGACGCGAAACUGCAAGGCGCCAGCAAAGAUGAGCUGCUGGCGGACAAUGUGAGCCACUGGAAGCGGGUUCGCAGCCACUGGCUGAAGCAUGCGCAGAAAUACGAGCAUGAGCGCUAUGAAAUAAUUGACCAGAUAAUGGAUGCCGUUUGCAAGCGUGAAUAAAACUGAAUUUCACUUGAAUAAAUCUUUAUUUGUA